Messenger RNA from Rhinolophus ferrumequinum (greater horseshoe bat), 781 nucleotides. Its product is annotated as keratin-associated protein 5-2. Bases 1 to 633 code for a protein of 210 amino acids. The record is from RefSeq and is a predicted model, not a curated record. Gene Ontology annotation, molecular function: metal ion binding. NCBI's taxonomy places the organism in Eukaryota, Metazoa, Chordata, Mammalia, Chiroptera, Rhinolophidae. The transcript is spliced from 6 exons.
AUGGGCUGCCUUCCCGAGAGGUUAAGCCACCUGCCCAAGGUCAUACAGCUGGUAGUCCCAAGUGUGAAUACAAAGAAGUCGGCCUGCUGUGCCUCUCACUGUGUUGCCCUCAUCAACCGUGUGGACAAGAGCCCAGUAGCCCUGACAGUCACGGAGGAUGAAAGGAAGGAGGAAGGGGCCGGUGUUCGCGGCUUUGCUGCGUAUUGGAGGGACAGCGAUGUUUCGGGGGCGGGGCGGGCGGCACGGAUUCAGUGGGGCGGAGUGCAAGAGCCGGGGCGGGGUGCAAGGGCCGGGGCGGGGUGCAAAGCUGGGCGGGGAGUCUGCGCCCGGGCCGCCUCCUCUGGCUAUAAAGCGGACACGCGGGCUCGUAGGCGCCACCACGCGUCGUAUCAGCACUGGUUCCUCUUCGCCUCUCACUUUGGACCUUCUGCCUCACCUCUGCUCGAAAUGGACCCCAACUGCUCCUGCCCCACUGGUGGCUCCUGCACCUGCGCCGGCUCCUGCAAAUGCAAGGACUGCAAAUGCACCUCCUGCAAGAAGAGCUGCUGCUCCUGCUGCCCCGUGGGCUGUGCCCAGUGCGCCCAGGGCUGCAUCUGCAAAGGAGCAUCAGACAAGUGCAGCUGCUGUGUGUGACGUCAGGGAGAGCCCGCUCCCUGAUGUAAAUAGAGCAAGAUGUUUAAACCUGCAUUUUUUUAUUUUUUCAUAAACCCUGACCCCAUUACUACAUUCCUUUUUGUAUGAACUAUUGGAAUAACAAUAAACGUAUCUAGACUCUUCUGGC